Molecule: messenger RNA, 2699 nt
Organism: Poecilia latipinna (sailfin molly)
Lineage: Eukaryota; Metazoa; Chordata; Actinopteri; Cyprinodontiformes; Poeciliidae
Product: tumor necrosis factor receptor superfamily member 21-like
Exons: 2
Biological process (GO): neuron apoptotic process; negative regulation of T cell proliferation; humoral immune response
Cellular component (GO): plasma membrane
Source: RefSeq, a predicted model, not a curated record
UUUGACAUCAACCAGCUGACGACCACAGUGAAUGUAAGCCAAAGCCUCAGCCCCAUCCACAAGCUGCUGGAGUCGCCCAGCAGCAGCGGAAGCAGCAGCAGUGGCGGCAGCAUGUACCGAGCCGGCGGCGUCGGACCUGUCCAAUCGCCUAUGGACCGAACCAAAGGUUUCUUCGCCGAUGAAUCAGAACCGCUCCUCCGCUGCGACUCCACGUCCAGCAAAGACUCCGCCCUCAGCAGAAAUGGCUCCUUCAUUACCAAAGAGAAGAAAGACACGGUUCUCCGGCAGGUUCGCCUGGACCCGUGCGACCUUCAGCCAAUCUUCGACGACAUGCUGCACAUCCUGAACCCUGAGGAGCUGCAUGUCCUCGAGGAGAUCCCCACCGCCGAGGACAAGCUGGACCGACUGUUUGAGAUCGCCGGAGUGAAGAGCCAGGAGGCCAGCCAGACGCUGCUGGACUCCGUCUACAGCCACCUGCCUGACCUGUUAUAGUGGAGGGUGUAGGGAGAGAGGGAAAAAUAAAUAAUAAAAAAAAAGCACACAGAUGUUCAAAGGCAAAGGGAUUGGGUGUAGUUAAGACUUAGUUUGAGUUGAUUUUUUCAAACUGGUGGAGUUGGACUCAUGAGGCCACUAGUGUAACACGGCUCCAGCAGGUUAUUUACCUUUGGUCUGCUCCCUCUGAUGAGUCCGGUCAAUCCUGACCACUCCUUCAUUCCUUCUGUAUAAAAACCCCCUCUGCUGCGCCACAUCACCACUGGUGAUGCUAACUGUGAGGCUCCAAGGCCUUCUGGGUUUUAAAGAGUUGAGUCCAAACGGCUUGAAUUAUGUACAGACUCCACUCAACUAGCACUUUAUUUAUCUGAAACGGCCAACGCCUUCUUGUUUAAAGGACAAUACCGGUGUUUUUUCUUGUUUGUGCCAAUCAUUUAGGCCCUUCUUGCCUUUACUAAUAUUUCAGUGUAAAAGUUAUAUUUAUUAUUAACACAACAGGCAAUGGUAUAUAAGCUAUAACUCUAAACAACACUGGUAUUAUUCUUUGAUUAAGGUUCUUGUAAAUCAAAACGGAUUGGGCUGAUUUCUGAGUCGUGUGCCUAAACGUGUUCCCUUCCACAAAUCUUCGCUUUGUUUCCUUCCUGCUGCCUGAUCCUGAAGGGGGGGAUGGGUGUUUUUUGGUAGCUUGUGACCACCAGCAGGUAGUAGCAUCACUUCAACAGUCUGACACCAAAUGCAUCGAUUAAAAUGAUUCGAGACUGAAGGAAUGCAGUGCCUCAUAAAGCACCUCAGGCUUUUCCACAUUUGGUCAUGUUACAACCACAAACCCUAUGUUCUUUCAAUGGGAUUUUAUAUUAAAGGCCAAACUCAAAGUAGGGUAUUGCUAUGAGGAAUGGAAGAAGAUACAAAUUAAAAUCUGAAAAGCGUAGUUUGCUGUUUUGUUGAAUUUUCUGACCCGGCCACAUGUGGGCAGAUUUUUUUUACCUCCUCCGGCAGUCUUAAGAGAUGGGAUCAUUUGGACCUCACAUGUGUUUUACGAGGUUUUCUUUGUGUGGUUUCUGGAAUUGACGAUCUGAUGGCACAACAGCCCACCUCCCUACGCCUCAUUGCUCUCUGACCGUCACAUUUACCACGCUCCUCAAAGUCCUGACCUUCAUCCAGUUGAACAUCUCUAGCUCCACUUCAGAUUAGAUUUUGAGACACACUCUCCUUCCAACAAGCAGAACCUUUUCAGUUUUUAGAUGUUAAACAUAAAGUAACCGCAAAAGUGAUGAAAGGCCAUCACAGGUUCUGGUUGUAAAGUGACAAAUCGCUAAAAAGCUCAGAGGAUAUCAAUACUUAGACAUUAUUUUAGCUCACCUGCCAGUAGGAGAAAUGCCUUUUUUCCCCCUGUUUUGUUUUGAACUUCACUGGGAGAGAAAAUCUCUUAACUGCCCGUUUGGUGAACCCUGACCCCACAUGUGAGCCCAGUGCAGCGCUGAGAAAGGGUUCCUGAUUCAUUUCAGAGCUUCCUGGCAGCAUCAAGGGAAAUAACUCAGUCCAGUUUUCUAGAUGUUUUAUGUUCUUGAUAUUCCAAUGUAAUACUCAUGCACUAAUGGUAAUUUCUGUAUGUGCUUUUGUCUUGUUUUGUUUUGUUUUGUUUUCCAUACUCACUUUGAUUUACUAUUAUUAGUUAUUGUAGCAUGUGGGUUUCUCUGUCCUCUGUUUGUAUGUUUUUGAACCCCUCCAUCCCUGGCUGGGGUUCCCUCGCUGGGCUGUAACAUAUGCAUACUCUGUACUCUACUUGAAGUCUGUUACUUGUGCUCACCAAUGAACAGAGUGCAGUCUACCGAUUCCUUUAACCUUAAACAGUUUAAACCUCAUGAACCCCCUCCGUCUUCAACGCAUCACGGAACGAGGAGGCGACGUUCUGCCAGAACCUCUGUGGUGUGGACUCUCGCCUUUCGGCCUGGCAGUGGAGAACUAGGACAUGAUGGAAGGAAAAUGGCUGCUUCAGGUACUGCAGCUUGGAUGGAUGUGACUGAAGGCGGUGCUGCUGUGGACUGCAGUCUGGAUGACGGCGGUGAGGAAGUGUGAAGUGGCUGUCCGCUGCGCUGUGGGGUUACUUGUGUCUGAGAAGAUGAUUUCAUCAAAUUCACAACUCAAAUGUAACCAGUAUGUUUACUCUUCAGAUUAACUAAAUAAAGCUAAUUUUUUUUUCUUUUUCA